Molecule: messenger RNA, 1862 nt
Organism: Zingiber officinale
Lineage: Eukaryota; Viridiplantae; Streptophyta; Magnoliopsida; Zingiberales; Zingiberaceae
Exons: 1
Coding region: 161-1561 (466 amino acids)
Source: RefSeq, a predicted model, not a curated record
AUUUGGGAGAAGCGUUAUCGCAGUUGAAGCUUCCGGGAAAUUUCCUCACCACUUGAAUGAACGGAGUGACGCCUUUUUAAAUCAAUUAUUUAUGGACAAAUAUUAGAAGACCAGCUCUAUAUAUGACGGAGAAUAGUGAGGUACGCAUCCAGAUCUAGAAAUGACGGAGAAUAGUGAGGACGGAGAACAUCCAGAUCUAGAUAUGACGGAGAAUAGUGAGGUACGCAUCCUUUCUAAUUUCCCAGUCCGACCAUCCCCUCGCCCCGGCGAGGAAGACGGCGGUCGACUGAUCCAUCUCACUCCCUGGGAUCUGAAGAUGAUCUCCGUCGACUACAUCCAAAGGGGCUUGCUCUUCCUCUGGCCGCCAUCGCCGGACGCCGACGCAACCCUUAGCAUUUCCCGGCUCCGCGAUUCCUUCGCCGCUGCCGUCGACCGAUUUUUUCCCUUGGCCGGCCGCCUCUCCGUCGCCAACCUAUCCAAUUCCCCUCCUUCGCUUUCCAUCUCCCUCAAGUGCAACGACGAAGGAGCCGGCUUCAUCCACGCGUCCGCCCCAAGUGUGACCGUCUCCAGCAUACUCCACUCGCUCUAUGUGCCCCCCGUCGUGCGAUCCUUCUUCCCCCUUAACGGCGCUCUCAGCUACGACGGCCAUUGCUUACCACUUCUCGCCGUCCAAGUCACUGAGCUCGCCGAUGGGAUCUUCAUCGCUUGCUCCCUCAACCAUGCCGUGGCUGACGGCACUGUCUUCUGGAACUUCUUCAACUCCUGGUCGCAGAUCUGCCGAAGCGGCAGCUGUCCCGAGGUCAGCAGCCCCCUGGCCGUCGACCGUUGGUUCCUAGACUCCUGCAAUCCACCGAUCCGUCUCCCCUUCGGCAGCGCAAACGAUUUCAUCAGGAGGCCUGUCUACGCUCCCGUGGAGGUGUGCGCCUUCCACUUCUCAGCCGCCGAGGUGGCCAAGCUCAAGGCUACGGUGAACGCUGAGAUGGGCACCGACGGCCAAAUCUCCUCCCUCCAGUCUCUGCUCUCCUUCAUCUGGGUGUCCGUGACUCGGGCGCGUCGCCUCGAUCCUAACCUGGAGACGUUUUCCGCGAUUCUCAUCGGGUGCAGGACAAGGUUGACUCCCCCACUGCCAGAAAGUUACCUCGGCAACGCGGUCCACGUGGCCACGACGCGGAAGGUGACGGCAGGGGAAUUGCUGCAGCGCGGGCUCGGUUGGGCGGCGUGGCAACUCAACCAAACGGUUGCUUCGUUCAAUGAUUCCUCUGUGCGAAAUUACCUAACGGACUGGGUGGCGACGCCGUCGUUCGGUUACGCGGGCAGCAAGUCCAAGUCGAGUAACCUGGCAACGGGUAGUUCUCCGAGGUUCAAUGUGUAUGGGAAUGACUUCGGAUGGGGGAGACCGGUGGGCGUGAGGAGUGGAGCAGGAAACAAGGCAGAUGGGAUUCUGACUGUGUUUCCAGGGCCUGAGAAAGGGAGCAUUAUGAUGGAGGCGUGCCUUUCGCCCGAGACGCUUAGCGCACUAGUCAAGGACGAGGAGUUGAUGCGCAUGGUCUCCCGCAAUUAGCAAGUCUGCACAUCGUGCAACAUUUCCAAUUCCAGCAGUUAUCAGUACAAAACAUGAACGGAGAUGAUUUAGCGAAAAUUAUUAAAGGAGGGGCUUCACGCCACUGCGCGCCCAGAUGCGGGAGCAAAGGAGUAAGGUUAAUUUCCUUCAAGUUAAUAAGAAAGGAGGGGAUGUAAUUCAUGAGCUAGACAUUCUUAUUUCUUUCGCCCGUGAAUUUUAUAGUGCUUAAUGAUCAACUUUGUACGUGGUGGUAUGGGGAUGUAACAUUCUUAUUUCUUUAACCCGUGAAUUUUAAAGUGCA